AUGUUCUACUACUUACUUAUGAAGUAUAGGAACGAACACUCCACCUCGUCUGGAGCCUCCAACUAUGUCGAUGAUGAUACCGACCUAACCGCAUCGGAAUCAAAGCAAACUCUUCCCAGGUCCACGUCCAUUGUCAAGACAACCGUGACUUCUCCAACAGGAGAACAGUAUACUACUGUCAAGAAAAUCUCUCGCUCGCCAUCGGUGGCAUCAUCUUCAUCGAGCAAGAAGAAGGCUCUCACAAAUAUUACAAACACAUCAUUUAACGCAUCCAAUGCUCACAAGAGAAAAACAUUGCUAAGCAAUACAGUGAUAUCAAAGACAGGUUCCAUGACUUCCAUCAAAAGCAAACAAAGAAGUGGGCUGGCUACUGGUACGAAAUCCAAAGUGGAUACCAAACCUAUUCUGAGAAAGUUGACUCCUGCCAACAUGUUGAGUGAACUUGCGGCAAGUGAUGACAAGGAGAACAUUACGAAGGAACAAACAGUUGUAAACUUUGAGAAAAUCUGUCAAGAAGUCUUCGGUUCUGACGCGGAUACGAAAUCCAUUUUCAAUAUGACCGUCUCUUCGAACCGUCAGUCUCUCAGUCACGAAACGUUGAAUAAGUUGAAAAUUCUAAACAAUCGUUUGAGUAAAGCUUCUCUUGCGAUGCCUACUGUUCAAGAUUUCCCAAAUGAUAAGUUCAGGAAAAUGAGCUCCGCAGAGAGAAUUGAAAAGAAAUUAGCCGACGAAGUUCAACGCAAAAAUGAUGCAAGAGAGCGCCAAAUCAGAGAAAAGGAUGCCUUAAGGGCCGAGCAAUUGGCCGAGCAAAAAAGACAAUCAAGAAUACUUCAAGAGAAACUGAGAGAAGCCUUGCUGAAGAUUCUUGACAAUCAGAAUAGAAAUGUUUCCUUACCAUCCACUAAAGUUUCAUCUUUGGAUCCAAGAUUUGGCACAAACUCCUUGUUGAGAGCCAAGUCACUUUCCGCUCGUUCUCAAACCUCCAAUGCAUGGAACGAUAAAAAUAGCAAGGUAUUACAAAAGCUCGGUAUCGAUGUCAAGAAAUCCCCUCUGCAACUGUCUGAUUUGUCUCGUUCAAGCUCAGUGGUAAAGACAUCCACUUCCAAGAAUUUGGCUGGAAUCUUGAGUGGAGAUGAUGACUUGCACGACAAAGAACUUAAUUCUGUUUCUACGUUCAGAUUUGAUGAUACAAGAUCUGUUAAUUCGUUCAAUGAUAGAGAUAGCAUGAAUUUCAGUACUAAUCCAUUGAAGAAAGAAGUCACGAACCUGUCUGUGGGAUACCGCUCAAUGCUCAAUGUGAUUGAUGAAGAUAACGCAAACAUUUCUAAAGAGUUCGCCACUAUCAAUGAAGAUAGCUUCCAAGAAGAUGACGGAAAUGAGGGUAAUAUGACUCGAAUGAGUGUUCAAACAAAACCGGGAUUGAUACCCAACCCUCGAUUCUCCCGAAUUUCAUUCAAUGGAUUGAUUAAUUCGAAGUUUGAUUCUGCAAAUUUCACAAUGAAUCUGAAUACUUUGAGCUCUGGCACUGUUGUCAAGAAAAACACAAGAAAACUGCUUGCAACAAUUCCAGGUAAUGGAGUCAUCAAGAAAAGUACCACUACGGAGCUUCCUGGUUUGGGAAUUUCUGUUCAUGAAAGCGACUCCAAGGUUCAGAGCACCUCGUCCUCGUUGGUGGAAAAUGGCCCAUCGAGAAGAUCCAGUACAAGAACUAAUAGUAAGAGGACCACCUCACUAUUGAGAGGGCGAGAGAACAUAAGCGAAAACCUGUCGUCCAGUUCCACCAUGGCAGACGACUACAACUUGUCAGAUGACUUGAUCAACAUGACUCAGGAUUUCAUCGACCAGGACCCUACAAUCAGCAGAUCUUCUAAUGUAGGAGGGUCUUUAAUCCAGAUGCACGCUGAGGCCAUUGGUGAGCUGCGCAAGGCAAGUUCUAAGAUGUCGUAUGAAUCAAAAGAGACUUUGGUUGCUGCUAAUAACGAGUCAAUCAAGUCGAUGUACAAGUCAUACGAAACCUUGUACAGCAGCAAGAAGAAAAAUCAAGAAGGUCUGACGAGCAGAGAUUCUAAAAUGCUUUUCGAUGGAAACUCUUUCAAUGCUGAAGCUUCUAAUGUGCAUAUUUUGGACACUUCAUCUCUAAUUGAGGAUUCACGUUUUUCGAAUGUGAAGAGCUACAAGUAUCAGGAUAAGAUUUCUUCAAGUGAAGAGGAGAUUGAUGUUGACACGAGCUUGGAAGUAACCAAGAAUGAUCUGUUAGUUCCACAUAGACGUGAGACCGUCAAGAGCAGCUUGCGGAGAUCAAAUGCAUCGACCCAGAUAUUCAGUUCGGUCAACCUUUCUGGAAAGCAAGUUACUGAGCAGGAUGCUCCACAAUCACCUCCUGCCAAGAGAGGAUCUGUGCAUAUUUACACCGGAUUACCAGAUAAUACUAUCGUUGAGCAUCACGUUGAGGCUGAAAAGCCUGGUCUUUUCCGGAGAAUCAGCUUGAAACCAAAGCGUGAAGCACCCAAAGCACCAAGUACUUCUGUAUGGGGCGGAUUGGAAAAGGGUCGCAAAAGGCUCUCUGGCCUUUCGACGUACCACAGCUCCAAGAAAACAAAGGAGCAAGACAAGCCGCAGACGACGAACUGGUUCAAGAAGCUCUUCAGCUCGUUCAGCAAGAGCAACAAGAAUGAGGAGAGGACUCCGGCGGACAUGAGAGCUCAGAACCGUGACGUUCAAAUAAUCGACACAAGCUUGCGUUCCACAGAUCUUAUGCGCAUCAUCAAGAACCAAUUGAAGUUGAAAGAAAUCGAAGGGUCAGUGACAAAUGUUGAGAUUGACGAGGAGUUCGCUUUGAUCAGCGGAGUUGUCCCCACACGGUUUGCAAGAGGACGUAAAUUGCAUUUCAAAAUCGAGAUCAUUGACCUUGUCACCACGUCGUCGUUACACGUUCUUAAGAUCAAGGGUUCCAGAACCGGCUUCAGAAACUUGGUCCAGGUUGUGACACACGUUGUGAAACAAGAGGAAGACGCCACAAGCGUGCGCAGGUCUACUAUCUACAAGUUCAGCGGCCGCAAGAGCUCAUGA
Molecule: messenger RNA, 3069 nt
Organism: Sungouiella intermedia
Lineage: Eukaryota; Fungi; Ascomycota; Pichiomycetes; Serinales; Metschnikowiaceae
Source: the annotation of a GenBank genome assembly